UGGCCAGAAGGGGCGAUGCUGAGCUGGAGCGUGGAAAGAAACUGUGCGGACAUCCUGGUUUGUACCACUUAAAGGAAAAGCUCGAGCGAGCGGGAGGGGAAGACUGAGACACGUACCCGGGAGAUUGGUGCUUUUCCGGCUGUUUCUCGACAGAGGCGGAGCAAAGACAGGCAUCCCAACGGUUUGCAGGCGGCUAAUCGCUCGGAGCCAAGUUGUUUGGAGAAGGUGACUGAAAACUAAGCAUUUGAAAAUUUUGGGGACUAACAAAUCUAGCUCCAACAAGAUAAAAUCUGAAUUAAAUGGCUGAUAAACAGAUCAGUUUACCUGCCAAGUUGAUCAAUGGAGGGAUAGCUGGGCUCAUUGGGGUAACCUGUGUAUUUCCUAUUGACCUGGCGAAAACUCGCCUACAGAACCAGCAAAAUGGCCAGAGGAUGUACACCAGCAUGAAGAAGCUGACGUUGCUGAAGGAAAUGCUUGCUGGCUGUGGGGCUGGGACCUGCCAGGUGAUUGUUACCACUCCCAUGGAGAUGCUCAAAAUCCAGCUUCAGGAUGCAGGACGAAUUGCGGCUCAAAAGAAAUUAAUGGCAGCACAGGCUCAGUUAAGCCCUUCCACUAGCGCUGGGGCAGCAGAGUCUGUAGUGGAGACACGAACAACAGCCAUGCAAAUCACAAGGGAGCUGCUUCGAAACAAAGGCAUUGCUGGACUGUAUAAGGGACUUGGGGCUACAUUACUAAGGGAUGUACCAUUUUCCAUUGUUUAUUUCCCAUUGUUUGCAAACUUGAACAAACUGGGGCAGAAGAACCCUGAUGUCAAGGCUCCAUUCUAUGUGUCCUUCCUCUCUGGGUGCCUGGCAGGCAGCACAGCAGCUGUUGCAGUCAACCCUUGUGAUGUAAUCAAGACAAGGCUGCAGUCCUUACAGAGGGGAGUCAAUGAGGAUACAUACUCAGGGAUCACAGACUGUGCCAGGAAAAUCUGGAAGAACGAAGGUCCUACAGCAUUUUUCAAGGGGGCUUAUUGUAGAGCCCUGGUUAUCGCCCCGCUGUUUGGUAUUGCACAAGUUGUCUAUUUCAUUGGCAUUGCUGAAUUCAUCCUAGAUAUGAUUCCAAAACGGCGGGACUAACCCUCCAAGCCUCUCCCCAUCCAGUUGGAAUUCAUCGUAGUAUUCUGUGUCAUCGUGGUGUCAGAGCAACAGCACAAAGGGUUAAAGCAGUAACAGAUGGAAUGAAUGUUGUUUCCCAACAAAGUUCUUUUUCCUUUGGUCAACAUGGCCCCCACCAAUACCCUAUAGAGGAUACUUAAUUAUGCAUAUCUCCUUUUCAGUUAUCAGCCUCAGAUACAACAGUUAACAGAGACCUGUCUUUCAAGCCUGUUGCUUCUCUUGGCAGGGGUGAAGUAAGCCACCCGUGACCUCUCAAUUACCAACAAAUCAUGAAGGAGCAAAAGAACCUGCCUGCUUCCUCCCAUUUUGGCAUCAGGCCUCUAAAGGGAUCACACGUUUGCAAAGGGAGGCCUGAUUGUCAGGCAGGUAAUUGCUGAGAUCAAAAUCUUUGUCUUUAAGCAGUUCUCUUAAAUGUCUACAUCUAACAUCCCCUAAAAAUGUGCAGGACUUAAAUGAACUCUUCAGAUGCUGAAGGAAGAGGGGAAGGGAAAAGUGUGUCUUCUGUUGAGGUUUUAACAAAGGAACUGCCUUCCUAAAUGGGUGCUCCUGGGCAAUAUGUGUAUUCCCUGUAAUUAUGCUCUCAUUCUCAGAAAGAAGCAUUUUUGUGGGAACAAACUGAUUGUCUCAAAGACAUGACUUGAUGUAAGGUACAGGAGUGAGGAAAAAAAAUUAAUCAUUUGGCAUCACUUAAAAAAAAUUAUGCUGGAUAAAAAUCCAACUCGGUAAUACAUUCCUUUAAGUCUGCUUGGCUGAUGAUGGUAAUGCUGCUGUCAUAUCUAGUGUGUCAAUUGUAAGUGUCUUUUGACUUGUGCCUGAGAUGUGCAUUCCUCUCCUGUUUUUCUUUGCGAACACUGAUAUCCCAAACGGUGAAGAAAUGAUAAUCUGUUGAAGCUGUGAAUAAUGCAAAAUACUGUGUGGUACACAACAGCAUAGUGCAACUGCAAUUGUGAAGAUUAGUUGUCUUAAAUGUUUCCUGAUGUUUGAAGUCACAAAAGCAACAGAUCGGGUCCAAACUCCUGCCAUUGAGGAAAAUUUCUUGACGUGAGUCUUUCCUGCCUUUUACCCAGUAGCCCCCUAAACUUUCUAAAGCUGCUGCUAAAGCUGGAAAACCUCAAGAACAGUAUGUGCCACAUGGUGGGAAGGGAGUGCAGCAAGAAGGAGAAUUGGACAAAUCCCCUUCCCACAUCCAGGUGUGAGCUUGGGGCUGCUGCAGGAAAAGGAAGGCAGGAAAGAUCUGCUACCCAAACUGCAUCUGCUUACAGGAACUUGGAUCCUGUUCUUCACAUGUUAGCUGGCUUACCAGUUCUUUACUCUAGUCAGGUUAAUUACAUUUUAGAGUUGCCAAUUAGUUUUCUUACUCAGGUUAAAAUGGGCAGCUGGGCAUAUCUCACAUAGGUUUUUUUCCCCAAUAAGGCCACCUUAUAUUUGGUUUUCAUUGCCCCCCCCCCCAUAUCUAUUUUUUAUAGUAGCAUAAAAUGGUAAUUUAUGUUUGUUUAUGCUAUCUUCAGCCUAUUCCAAUCAGUUCUACUUUGGGCAUAUCUUGUGUUAGAAUUAUGUUGCUUGAAUUUCCAGCUUGACGGAGUUUUUAAAAAAAAGAUAUUUCACUUAAUGUUUUGAAAAAUCCUUUGUGCUGGGAAAACAAAUUUACUUUUUAGGACAAUGUGUUUUUAAGAGGUAUUUUACAUCAAAUUUGGAACUUACUUUCUUACUGCUUUGCUUCUGCAAGCUCUUUUAAAUGACAUUCUGUUUAUCCCAUUCCAAAGAAAGGAGUUUUUAUAUACGGUUCACUUCUCUAUUCACAACUGCCGUUUGUGAUGUUUUGAAUGUUAUUAAUGUCCAUGUCAUUCUUAUAUCCUCAGGACAGCAAUUAGAAAAAUCUUUUUUUUUAAUGUGACUCUCUUGCUUUCCUUUUCCAGGGUAUAUAAAUAUGUCCUGAAAAAUAUGAGGUUACUUUUUGCCUUUCAGAAGUUCCAAUUUUAAACUCUAAUCUGUUCUAGAAGGCUGUUGAGUAAGCGACUCACAAAUUAAUGGAGAAACAUGGCUAGGACUGCUGUAUCCUAGAUGACAAUUUGACUUGCUUUAUUUCUUGCUGAUAUUUUUAUCACUGUUGGGGCCUUGUUCACUUUAGCCUCUAAUCAGUUUUUCUAACUCAUUUUGCAAUGUCUGUCUCACCCACUUGGCCAGAUGCCACUUCUGAAGGAGAAAGGCCUUGAUUUAAGGCCCAGCUGCGACUACCACCACCAGAUUAGACAACAUUUUUUAGGUCAUUAGGACAUCGGAAAUUCCCUACCCAAGCCAGGAACCAGUUGCAAUUAUUCGUUUAGUAUUUGUUAAGCAGAAAUCAAAUGCAUCUGGUGUUUGAAGAAGCACAAUCUUCAGGGUUAAUUUAUGCACUUUAAAAAGAAAAACCUAGCUGAAACCUCAUUUUGAAGCAAGCCCUUUCCAGAAAUCUUUUUAAAGUUAUUUUGUUAGGGGAGGGGGAAUGAAAUAUAAAUGCAACACUAAAUAUAACCAUAAUCAUGCAUGUUGAUAUCUAUGGUUUGAAGCUUUAUUUUAAUUACAUGUGCACCUUUGCUAGGAUCAAAGCAAGGGUUUAUAAGAAAUACCAGUCUGAAGAAAAUCAUCUGUGCCUAAAAUAUGUCCAGAUCAAUAAUGUUGAAACAAUGUUUGCUGCAGCCUGCUUACUUACUAGUGUGGUUUCCUGCUAGGGUUUCCAGGUUCCUCCUUGUAACUGGCGGGAGGUUUAGAGAGAGGGUGGAGAUUGGUGCCCCCUGUGCGAUGACAUCACUUCCAGUUUAUACAGAAGCACUGGUAUUACACUGGGGGAACACUCUAACACUCUUCAGAAACUUCUGUUGUUUUCAUAGAGUUUGGGGAGAGAGCGCUAGAGCUUCUCCUCAUGCUAUGCUGAUGCUUUCACAUAAACUGGAAGUGGUAUGAUCAUCCAGGGAAUGCCAAUCACUCUCCUUCCCUUCUGCCAGCCUGCUUCCGCCCACUGACCAGCUGAGUGUUGGCAGGCAACAGAACAAAUCGGUAAGUGAUUUCCCACCGUUAGAGGGCAGUUGUCAACCCUAUUUCCUGCUGAGAGGUGGGUCAGAAGUAUUGCCAACGACUGAAUGGCAUAAAAUAAAAUAUUCCAAUUUUAUUCAGAUACAGUAAUAUUUCUCAGUCCUUGAUGCCUUCUGCCAGUUGAAAUGCUUGAUGUUGACAAGUUGUUAUUGCUGUAGUAGUAGGCUAUUUCUACACUGCCAACAUUAACUAGUUUCAAGUGAGCUUGAGUAACAAUUUUAACAGGGUUUGUAGCCAGACAGCUACAAAGUAUCUUGGGAAAUGUGGUUUUAUGUGAGCAUAGAGAAGCUGUAUUUGAGAUCCCUAAAGUUCACAAGGUUAAGGGGCCAUAAUUAGUUUACAUUUGUAGUACAGAAAUGCUCUAAAACUGAAGCAUCCUAAGUUACCCAGUUAUCAAAGGAUCUGCUGUACAAUCUGCAAACUGCAAUGGUUGUCUUUGUAAAUUCUAAGUCCUGUCAGAUUAUGAUCUGUGAAUGCUGGAGGUGUGAACUAGGAGAGGGGUGAUAAAUAUUGUAGCUUUUCUCAACCCUAAAUAAUAAGGACAUUAUUAGGCCCGGAGGGAGUUUCCAGUGCGGCUCGUGGUAUACAAUGUAGCUGCUUUCAGGUUUGCCUUUAUUAGAGCAAAAAGAAUGACUUAAAAUUGUCAUUGUUAUAUUCCAAAGCAUCAGCUCUUCAUAAUUCCUUUUAAAUUUGCUUUGCGUUGCCGAAUCUAAAUCACUUGACUAGAAAUGUGUAGCCAGAAUGAAGACUAACUGCAGCAGAGCCUUUCAUUUUUCUUGUAUCAGUUUCCUUUCUGUGUCCCUAUCCCAUCCAGUGCUGCUUCACAUGCAGAAAGCAGCAUGGAAGGUGUGUGCCCCGAACUGGUACAUAUUUGCAAGCAGAUUCUCAAGGGGAUUGGGAGGGGGGUUUACAGUGGUUUACAGUUAAAAAGCAGCAAACUGGGACACUUCCUCAUAGAGAGAACUGCUUGCUACCAGCAUAUGGCAGUGAACCUUUUUGUAAUGAGAACAAUAAACAAUCAAAGGGAAAUUGAUGUUAAUUUAAACUGCUGUGGAACUAGCAUUUUAGGUGAAAAAUUAUGGGCAGGGCCCCAGGAUAUCUGUAUGCCUAAUAUUGGCUACUAAUUAAAGUUGGACAUCCCAAUGCUGAUGGCUUUCAUUCAAGCUCAGGGAGCCUUGCAUUGUGAUUGUGCCUUGUACACAUCUAGCUGUUCUACUUCGAGCAUGCCACUGAUGUUAUGAACAAGAUCCCACACUAUUAUUUUGACUUCUUUUUGAAUAUCUACUAAGGUCUACUUUUGUCCUUGCAACCUACAAUCCCUGCUCAAAAUUAAGUACUUUUAUUGUGUUGACUAAAUCAUAGCAGACAACAAACAGAAUUAUAAAAUCACAACACAAAUGUUACAUUCCCAGCUAUAGUAUAAAAUUCACCAUAAUAACAAAGUUUUAUUGAUAGUUUCUUCCAUAGUAACGAACUACACCAUAGCAAAAAUUACUUCUCAUAAUACAACUACUUAUAAGUGGGACUUUCAUUAAGAGAUCCUAACUUUAUCCCAGGCUUAACAGCCAUGGCAAUAAAUCUUGUCAUUUGCAAUGUUAUAAACUUAUUUCUAUCUACCAGUAGUGUUGAUAGGUUUGUUCACAUCUGAUCUUCCAAACAGCUGUAACAAAAUAUUUCCAAGGUAUCUUUUUCAAUCCACUGUGAACCUCAGACACUAAAAGGUCACAUAGGCCAAAUCCUCAAUAGAUCUGUGGUCUCAAAAACAAAACUGAUUAAUAAAAUGGAGUCCUAUUAUAAAGCUGUCACAACUGAACAUUGUGAAAUGUCCAUUAAUUUAGUAAAUGUUUUUCUAAACUCAGAAAUCAGCAGAUCAUUAAAGUGUGCUAGAAAAGUUAAAGGGAAAGAAAGAAGUUGCUUGUAUAAAACAGCUAAUCUCAGGGUAGUAAGUAACCUGAAAUCUGAUUGAGCGCUUAUAUCCAAUAGUCUUUGUAAAUUAAAAGUCUGGUUAUAAAGGGAUCAAAACUCCUUAGUCCUCUGAAAAUCCUAAUUUAGCCACUAAAAACAAUAUCUGGGAGCUCCUAUGUUAGUUAUAGAUGCAUAUAGUUUCCUUCUCUUCAACUUUAUUGAUUGUUUGUACAAAAGUGCAGCUAAAUAAUGUCAAGGAAGCAACAUGCUCAUUUAAGUGUACAACUCUCUUAAUCAUUCCAUGUUAAUCCUCAAGAAAGUAGUUUUAGAUUACUGUAACUCAUUUACUAUUCAGGAUUUAGCUCUACCAGUUCAUUCUAGCACUAACCACUUUUUAGUUCAAGUUCUAGAUACUGAAUGGUACACAUUUCAUUAAAAAGGAUGUCGCAAUCUUUUUAAGUACAUUUUAAUAAAAAGUGGUAGUCCAAAUUCAGUUGGAGGAGCUGCAGUUUACAGCAUAUGGUUAACAUCUUCACAAAACCUCAUUUAUGUAAAUGUGUGCAAUUUUAUGAUGGGAAAAGAUGACCAUGUGACUUUACAAUGUCAUUAUGUUGCAAUGAUACAUUUCUCAUGAAUGUGUUCAAAUUUAUCUUGAACUGCAUUGCAAAGAAUCAUUUUUCAUCUUUUUGUAUCGUUGUCAUUUUCAUCAUGGUUAAAAAAAUCUGGCCAUAUGAAAAUGAUGGGAAUGUCACCGUGGUAAAAUUUCUCUAUUAUAAAUUGUUGUAUAAACUCUCAUGAACCUAGAAUCAUGACCCAGCCAUAUUUCAGCAGAUGUUUUUGCCCCAGGCAAGAGAUCUGUACAGAAUUUAAUGCUAGAGGUUCAAAACCCAGCCACUCAGAACUAAGUCAAAACUACCUCUACUGUACGUAACAAAUUUUAUCUUAAUUUAUCACUAACAUUUUAAUGCAAUAGCUAAUAAAACAACCUAAGAAAUGUAUUGAAUACUAUCUUGCCUCUUAUCAAUCACAUUGUCCUCUUGAAUUCUGAUUAUGGCAAAUAAGAGAUUUCAUUAGCUGCUAAUUGUCAUUAGGAUAAUAUAUUGAGAGAAGUGGCCAGUUAAGACCUAUUUUAUUAGAAUUUUUCAUCUGAAUAGAUCUUAUGAAUCUCCAAUCGAUUUAAUAGGCAGUGGUUUAACAGAAAUACAUUUCUCCCUAUGGAUGAAUUUUCUACUUUGCAGUAUUCUCAUACAUAUUUUAUUUCUAAAAGAAAUGAUUUUAUUUCUAAAAGAAAAGCUAAUUCCUGCUUUUCACAAAAAUUAUUUCUAGUCUGUAAUUUAUAUUUUCAGAAGAGAACUCUUUUGAAGAUGUCAUAUGUACAAAGUUAUGUUUCCUUUGUAAAAUGUGCAUUGCACAACUAAAAAUAACAGGUUCUUUCUUGAAACUGCGGGGGCCUGCACUGCCUGUCUGAUGAAUCUGUGGGACCUGCUUGGUUUUGUGAUACAAGCCUUUCCCUCAGUUACAAGGUGUUCUUAGAGUCACAAGCUUAAAAGCUUUGGGUCACUGCUUUUAGAUAAAUUUUGUAUUGAGCAUGAAAAGUAGAGAAAUCACUGAAGCAGGAGGUUUAAUAAAACAGAGAACAAGUUAUGUGGUAAAUUGGUUUGUUCAUCACCAGAGACAAGCCUCACAACUCUGACCUCUCUAAGCUGUAAAGUUAAACCACUCUGCCAGUCUGUCAGGCAGAACUACAUCCCAAAUUGACUGUUUCUUUGCUGAGACUCUUCCCCUCUUUUGUCUGUACUCUCCUUUAUGCAGCCCUCAGGUCUCUGUUCCUGUGCUGCUUUUUUCCCCCUCCAUCCCCUGCUCUGGAAGGUGAUUGGAUGUGAAAGCAGUGCUUGCAUAGGCUCAGGUGUGAAAACAGCUGAGUCACUGUUUUACCACUUUGGCAGGAGAGGCUCCUGUCUGCUGUAGUGACCCUAAGCCAGCAGUGGCGAACCUAUGGCACGGGUGCCAGAGGUGGCACUCAGAGCCCUUUCUGUGGGCACAUGUGCACAGAGUUUGUUGGGGGGGCA
This is a messenger RNA of Sphaerodactylus townsendi, 8203 nucleotides long. RefSeq names its product solute carrier family 25 member 22 (gene SLC25A22). The transcript is spliced from 8 exons. The record is from RefSeq and is a predicted model, not a curated record. Gene Ontology annotation, biological process: L-glutamate transmembrane transport; aspartate transmembrane transport; malate-aspartate shuttle. Bases 300 to 1121 code for a protein of 273 amino acids. Gene Ontology annotation, molecular function: L-aspartate transmembrane transporter activity; L-glutamate transmembrane transporter activity. Lineage: Eukaryota; Metazoa; Chordata; Lepidosauria; Squamata; Sphaerodactylidae.